This is a messenger RNA of Triticum aestivum (bread wheat), 2975 nucleotides long. RefSeq names its product BTB/POZ and MATH domain-containing protein 1-like. Gene Ontology annotation, molecular function: protein binding. The transcript is spliced from 2 exons. Lineage: Eukaryota; Viridiplantae; Streptophyta; Magnoliopsida; Poales; Poaceae. Bases 188 to 1264 code for a protein of 358 amino acids. The record is from RefSeq and is a predicted model, not a curated record. Gene Ontology annotation, biological process: protein ubiquitination.
AACUCUGAGGUCUCUUGUCGCCUUCCUCAUUCCACAACACACACAAACACAAAAAGUCGAAAGAGAAAGUCGGGCGGCCGCCGCCGCCGCCGUCGCCAUCUCCGGUUGCGCCUUAAGAUUAGCACGCGGCGGCGCCGUCACGUCGAUUCUUUCUUCUACGGCCAGCAAUCCUCCUCCCUGUAACCAGAUGGGGGCAUGUAAGACGGCGUCUACGUGUUCCCCGGACGAGGCUCAAGGAAUGCAUGCGUUCCAUGUCUUGGGCUACAGCAAGCACAGGGGCAUGGGCAAAGACCCCGAUAGCUUCAUAAGAUCCAGGAUUUUCACUGUCGGCGGCCACGACUGGGCCAUCCGCCUCUACCCUGACGGAUACGGUAAAGCAUGCCCAGAUUACAUCUCAGUUUAUCUCGAGCUUAUGAGUAACAGCACUAAAGUCCGAGCGUCCUGCGACCUGAGGCUAGUCGACCAGUGCACCGGGUCAUCAUCUUCAGUGCAUAAAACGGGACCCAGGAUUUUCAGUUCUAGUGAUACUACUAAGUUUGCCCCACCACAUACUUCUUUCAAAAAGCGAAGCGAGAUCGAGGGAUCAGCAUACCUUAGGGAUGAUCGCCUCACGAUAGAAUGCAUCGUCACUGUUAUGAAAAAGCCACAUGUUGUCGAUACCAAACCAUUCCCCAAGAUCGACAUGCCGCCAUCUGACAUGACUGCGGAUGUUGGCAGGCUGCUGGAAGAAAAGGAGGGAUUUGAUGUCAGUUUCAUUGUUGGGGAAGAGACCAUUGAAGUGCAUAGGUUCGUUCUCGCUAUGCGGUCACCUGUUCUAAAAGCAGAGCUCUACGGGCCGAUGAGGGAGGCGAGGCCGGGGCAGUCCAUAACCAUCAAGGACAUGCAACCUGUCGUUUUCAAGGCCCUGCUUCAUUUCAUCUAUACUGACUCUUUGCCGGGAGACAUGGAUCUUGAGGGAGGUAAGGAUACUGACAUGGUCCGGCUUUUGCUAGUGGCUGCAGAUAGAUAUGCCAUGGAGAGGCUCAAGCUGGUUUGCCAAAGCAUCCUUUGUCACGAUUUGAACGCGGACACCGUGGCAACCACAUUGGCUUUAGCUGACCAACAUAACUGCCACAAGCUUAAGGAUGCUUGCCUUGAAUUUAUGAAAAUGUCAGAUGACAUGGAUGUUGUGGUUGCAACCCAAGGCUUCAAGGAUGUCAAGGCGACUUGCCCAUCUCUCAUUGUGGACGCAUUGGAGAAGAGAAGAAAGUUUCGUAAAGCAUGAACAGCUACAAAGGUAGAAUUGCCAAAUCAUAUAAACUGCUUGUGAGUAUUUGAUAAAUUUCUCGUACACUUGCUGUAGGGAUGGUAAGCUCAAUGUCUGAUGGAUCUAAGAAUAGUUAGGUUAGUUCUCAAGCGAUAUGGAUGAUGUGAAAGUUCUCGUAGAUCAACCCAGAUUUGUAUUAAUUAUGCUGCUGUUUUAUCUGGAGCGCUUCCCUGCAAUCGUCUAACACUUGGUCUUAAUCUUCUGGCAAAAUUUCCUUUCUUGUGUGUGCAACUUUUGUUGCGCAUUUGUCAUCCAUAUGGUCUACAUUAGCGAGCAAUGCUACGAUGACCUCAUCUAUGAGAACAUAACAAGAUUAAAACGGCAUAACUGGGUUAAAUUUCAAUGAUAUAGCAUUGUAAGUUGCACAUUUUGAUUUUCUGAAGCAUGACAGAAUGAUCUUGUGCUAAAUUGUAAGAGUGGUCAAACAGGGCCCUGAUUAGGAUUACAACAUUGAGCUCUUAAAGGAAUAGCUAGCAGCUCUAGGAAGAGCUGGCUUCGCUAGCAGCUCUUAAAGGUAACCGCAGUGAAGAGCAUUUGUAUCUGCCAUUUUCUUUGCUUCUAAUAUCACUGGUCUGAGCCUGCAGUCCAUGUUCUUGUUCCUUCCUUGUUCGGCAUUUAGGCUGUUGACAAGUUUGAGGGUUUCUGUAAAAUUUCUCCCAUGGUAUAUCAGCAAAACAUGAUAAUUAUGUGCAGGCAGCAAAUAGCAUAGAGGCAUCUGUGUGGGAGGGAGACACAAACAGAACCAGUGUGUUGGAAGGGUUAAAUGUUAGCUUGACUAUUGAGAGUUUUGAUGGAAAUGUGAAAACCUAACCCUGACCUCCAUUGUGUUGUGAAAGAAGCAUCACAGCAGCAAAAAGUCGAAGGAGCUCGUUGCUGUGAUGAGGGUCAUUUUGGUUGAUGGGAGGAUCCUAAUAUCCUUAGUUUGUUAACUUCUCAGGUCUUGCCAAUGUAAUCAUUGGCAAGGUAAAUAACUGAGUCUAUAGGUGUUUCUUUACCUUUCAAUCUCUGGUUAUUUCUUGCCUUCCAUAUCUACCAAAGUAGGAAUAACACAAAAUGUGUGCCCUGAGAGAAAGUGAGCCUCUUUAAAAUGAGAUGAAGAGUGUGAUUUGCAGAAGUGCUGUUGGUAUCGGAGUUCCUUGGUUUUAAGCCCCAAAUGAAAUUUGAACCGGAUUGCUUUAGCAUAACGGUUCGAAUUCUGGUUGAAUGCAUUUGUUUUUCGAGGUUGGCAGUACGAGUACAAUAUCAAUUGUUGUUGCUGGUCAAUGCAUGUCUAAGAUUGUGGUCUGGAGCUUGUGUUGGUUUAUCAUCUUGUAGGCACUUUGGGCAAUCCAGUUUGUAAACACAGCGAGAGGUUUUGGGUUUGCACAUCUCAACGAUGGCGUUGUAGUAGCUGUGUAGCCCUGAUUGGUUUGGUCAGUCCACCAGCUAGCUGAUCCUGGGAUGACACAAAUUGGAUGUCCAGCGUCCGUGCUACCGGCUUGUGAACGAAAUGGAAAUCGAUCUCAAUGUGUUUUGUGCGUGCGUGGAAAACACAGAGUUGGUCAAGAUGUAGGUAGCCCAGAUGUUGUCGCACCAUAACAUAGGUGGUCGUGGUCUCCAUUGAUAUAUGCUGUAUGCUCUCCACAGCUGGGGCGAGCAGGGGACUAGAGGGCUGCAUUCUGAAGGCGCA